CCCCGAACAUGGAUGUAUUAGGAGAACCGUUUGACAUUUUAAGAGAGCUCUGACACUCAAAAUAGAUAUCAGCAAAUUCAGCGUUGAUCGGAAAAAAUCAUAAAAUUGAUACUACGCUCACAGCGACUCUAGGGGUACAAUUUGUGGAUUUAAUCGCGACAUUAUGAUCAGUUGGAGGCCGAGAACUGUUGGCUUUGAGACACACGGCCGACCGUUCAGCUGGUAAUGCAGCGUAACGUUAUUUUUCACAGCAUAGGUUUGUAUUUUCUUUUAUAUUAAACGGAUGUGUCAUUGUCAGCGCACAGACCCUUUUGCGAUAUUGGCCAUGCCAACUGCGUGACAGCGUGUUAAUUGACACCCUCGCCGACCUAAAAUAGCAAAUUGCUCACUGAGUUUGCAGCAAUAUGGCUUCGGCGCUGAAUUGCUUCAGUGGUCCCGAGGUGUUGGAGGACGUGAAUCACGCUCGGGGUUUGAUGGACGAGUUGAAAUUACUGUACAACUGCCGGCUGCUCGGCGACGUAACUAUCGGAGUUGAGUGGGAAGAGGAGUCCCUGGAGCACGGCGGGGAGUCAGCCAGAGGUGACAUUGACCAACUUUUCCUGUGCAGCCUUUGCAACGUCCUCGCCGCAGCCAGCCCUUACUUCAAAAGCAUGUUCACCGGGGGGUUAAAUGAGAGCAUGCAGCAGAGAGUGGUCAUCCGCGGGGUGGACUUUGAGUCCAUGUCUGUUAUCAUCGACUAUUGUUACACUGGCAGGGUGACCAUCACGGAGAGCAACGUCCAGAGGCUGUACGCAGCGGCCAAUAUGCUCCAGCUCGAGUACAUCAGGAAAGCGUGCUCCAGUUUCAUGACAAGGAGGCUGGACCUCUCAAACUGUGUGGGGAUACUGAAAUUCGCAGACACGUAUGACAACCCUGAACUGAAGGAGAACGCUCAAGCUUUCAUAGCCAGGAACUUCAGCCAGGUGUGUAUUGGAGAGGAGCUUUGUGAGCUGGAUUUGAUGCAGCUGAAGGAGAUGUUGUCUCUGGACACUUUGGAUGUGGACUGUGAAAGGAAGGUAUGCUCAGCUGCUUUGCAGUGGAUAGAGGCGAAUGCACCACAGAAAAGGGAGGAUGCACUACAGGCGCUGAAGUGUGUGCGCUGGAACUUGUUUACAGAGAAGGACAAGUGUUACCUGGAGGGCCUUAUGGCAAGGCCUUUAAUUGAGAAGUACCUUGCAUCUUUUUUUAACAGGUCCGCAGAGGAUGGCUGUGGAAUGUCUGCAACUCUGGACAUACCAAAACACAGAAUAGGUGUAAGUGCAAAAGAAAUGAUUCUCUUCUUCGGCCUACCUAAUGACAACAUAAUGUGCUGUGACCCUUACUCAGAGGACCUGUAUUUCAUGGCUCCUCCUCUAGAAGACCUCAGCAGUCAGGAUUACAAACGUUCCACCAUGGAGUCUUUAAUCGCCUGUGCCACACCUGAAAACAACUUGUACCUAGCCUCCCACCUCUCUAAACACUUCUGGCUGUACAACCCUGUGCUCAACAGCUGGCAGGAGUUGGCCGAGAGACCACUGGGGAGGAUGCACUCUGGGAUGGGCUACCUCAACGGUCAUGUGUACCUUUUGGGAGGAAGAAAUCCAGUGACUGAUGCCAGACUUAAGGAGGUGGAGUGUUACAGUGUCCAGAGGAACCAGUGGACAUUUGUGGCUCCUUUGCCUCAUUCUUUGGGUAAAAUGCAGGUGGUGGCACUAAAUGACCACCUGUAUGUGGUGAACAAAAGGAGAAUGCUUUGCUAUGAUCCCAAGAGGAACCGCUGGCGCCACUGUGGGUCACUGAGAAGGGACAAGCUUCACAAGGCCUGCGUGUAUCAGGACCAGAUCAUCUGUGUGUGUGACAUCCCUGUGGUGAAAGCCUACAGCCCCACCAGGGGAGAGUGGAAGAGGUUGGGUGACAUUCCCAUUGACAGCCGUGCUCUAAAUUACCAGGUGAUCCAGCACAACAACAAGCUGCUCCUCCUCACUCAGACUUUAUUGCAGCACAACAAAAACAGGGUCCUCAUCCAUGAAUACGACCCAGCCAGGGACACGUGGAAGAACAUCAUGGCAGUGUAUGUGUCCACCCUGGGGCCCGUGUGUGUUUCAACACGCGUGUACCCGGCAUGUCUUGGCUCUGCCCACAGCUUCUCCACAGAGGAGGACGACGACAGUGGCUCCAGUGCUGACUGGGACUUUGAUGGGUUGACAGACGCAGACUCUGACUCGGGCAGCUCUAGCUCUUUCUCAGACGAGAACUGGUAGUGAAAUGUGUUACUGUGUCAAAGAAAGGUUUAACUUAUUUAUAAUUGAGUGGAUUUUUAGUACAUGGUUCUGUGUGUCAGGAGAGAUCACAGUUCCAUUUAGUAUUUAAGCCAGCCAUUUACAGUAGAAGCACAAGCCCAUCAAAAUAUUUACAUGGACGUCUUUCUUUUCAUGAGCUAAUUUACUGAAGGAGAGAAGAAACUUAGCAGUUGGUUUCACAAAUGCCAAAAGAUAAGGGCUUUGCUGCUUAAUUUGUAUCAUGUGCUGCCAGCAUGAAGGACAGUAUGAUGUAGAGUCUUGUUUACACAAUAACAAGACAAAUACAUGAUAGAAAUAUAGCUGUUCAACAAUUUCAUACCUUAAAGUCAUACUUUAGCACAUUAAUAAGGGCAGCUAAAUGAAGGUUACUCCAGAGAUGUAGUAUUACUUUUUAUUUUUAUUUUUUUAUAAAAUUGGGGGAACUGGCAAGACACAGAUUAACAAAACAUUUUAAAAAAUUGAAGCAGCAGAGGCUGUUAUAUCCUGACAUUUUGUCUUUAAAGUCAUCCUACACUUUCUAUAACGCAAUGGUUUCCAAACUGAGCCUUUGCAGGGUAGAUGCACAAGACCUAAAGGAAAAAAUCUAAAGUUUACUUUUUCAUAGCAGAGACAUUUUAACUUGUCAAAUACAGGUGUUACUAAUAAGAUAACUAAUCGCUGAAAGGCCGUUCCAGCAAUUACUGCUCUGAUGCUGCCAAGGCUCAUUAAGCAAACCCAUGAGUCAAAUACAAAAACAGCUACUUUCUUUUCAGUUCCUUAAGGGGUGUGUGGCAAAAAAGUUUGAGGACCACUGCUAUAUUGCAAAUUGCAAAUUUCUUUAUACUUGGUAAUUUUCUUUCAGAACUAUCAACACUAUAAGUAACUGUUUACACAGGCUUAAAUAUUACUCCCCAUGAUUAGUAAAUUGGCUUUGAUGUGUUAAAUCGGCGGAGGGCCCCUUUUUAAUGCUCUUGGCUUUUUUUGUUAUAUAAAGACAUGUUUGUGACAGAAAUAUAACUUUUAUUUAGCGUGAAUAAAUGAGCACACCUGCUUAUGAUUGGUGUAAAAUCAUGACUGUGAUUUUUGGGACAUCAGGCAGCUCAAGUGCCUCAUGUUUAUGACUUCAAACACAACUGGGCAUUUACAGGGCUUUAAAAUUUGCUGUACUUUUCAUGUUGUUGAAUGCACAUCAAGACGUCACACACGCACACACCUAGUGUUGUGAAAACUACUGUAUGAAAUGUAGAAGCCAAUGUACUGUUACGCUCACUCAGGUUUAGGCUUCAGCGAAAGCCUGUAUGCCAUGAUUAACUUUUUUUUCUGAGAUGCAGUAAAAUUGAUUUUGGUGACAAAUUAUACAUUUUAUUAAAUUUAUUUGAAACUA
Molecule: messenger RNA, 3681 nt
Organism: Perca fluviatilis (European perch)
Lineage: Eukaryota; Metazoa; Chordata; Actinopteri; Perciformes; Percidae
Gene: kbtbd7
Product: kelch repeat and BTB (POZ) domain containing 7
Exons: 1
Coding region: 405-2279 (624 amino acids)
Molecular function (GO): protein binding
Source: RefSeq, a predicted model, not a curated record